This is a messenger RNA of Onychostoma macrolepis, 7391 nucleotides long. It is a transcript of the gene otud7b, whose product is annotated as OTU deubiquitinase 7B. Lineage: Eukaryota; Metazoa; Chordata; Actinopteri; Cypriniformes; Cyprinidae. Gene Ontology annotation, cellular component: cytoplasm; nucleus. Gene Ontology annotation, molecular function: cysteine-type deubiquitinase activity; zinc ion binding; DNA binding. The coding region runs from base 301 to 3054 and encodes 917 amino acids. The transcript has 12 exons. The record is from RefSeq and is a predicted model, not a curated record. Gene Ontology annotation, biological process: protein deubiquitination involved in ubiquitin-dependent protein catabolic process; protein K63-linked deubiquitination; protein K11-linked deubiquitination.
UUGUAGCGCCUUGGUUGACAUUGUUGUUGUUGUGGGAGUAAGAAUGUACUUAGUCGUCAAGUCUUUUUAAGACAAGAAGCAAGACGUAUUUUUGACAUUUACACAAAGCUGAAUAGCGCAUUACCCCCGGAGGAAGUGAUUUUCUGCGAAGGAAAGGCCCAGAGUGGGAGGAAAUGAGAGAGAAAUUCCGCGAGGCCGCUCGAGGUGUGGCCGAAACAGUCCUUUUGCUGUGAGGGAGAAUUGUUCUCCUGUUUUUUCUCUCUCCUGAUGCCCCCUUCUGCACUGUAAAUUCAUGAUCACAUGACUUUGGAUAUGGACGCGGUCCUGUCCGACUUUGUCCGUUCUACUGGAGCUGAACCCGGACUGGCCAGAGACCUGCUGGAGGGAAAGAACUGGGACCUCUCGGCUGCGCUGAGUGACUUUGAACAGCUGCGACAAGUGCAUGCUGGGAACCUCUCAUGCACCUUUGCCGAGGAGAGAGAGUAUUCCUCCUUUGAAAAGGAGAUAGCUCGGACGGGGCGGCCUCUCUUACAUCGCCAAGAUGAGGUUGUUCAAGCAGCCACAGAGAAGCGACUGUCGAGGGGAAUCUCUCACGCCAGCUCCACUAUCGUCUCUCUGGCCCGCUCACACGUGUCCUGUACGGGCGGCAGCAACGAGCCACUUCUGGACACUCCACUCUGCACCUUCCAGUUGCCUGACCUCACCGUCUACAGAGACGACUUUCGCGGCUUCAUCGAGAGAGACCUCAUUGAGCAGUCCAUGAUGGUGGCCUUGGAGCACGCUGGACGGUUGAACUGGUGGACUCGUUUGGGGACUGGCUGUCAGAGUUUAUUACCUCUGGCGACUAGUGGUGAUGGGAACUGUCUGUUACACGCUGCUUCACUGGGUAUGUGGGGCUUUCAUGAUCGAGACCUAAUGCUGCGGAAGUCUCUCUAUGCACUGAUGGAUCAUGGGCAGGAGAGGGAGGCUUUAAAGCGAAGGUGGAGAUGGCAACAAACCAUGCAGAACAAGGAGUCGGGACUGGUUUACACAGAGGAAGAGUGGCAGAAAGAGUGGAAUGAGUUGUUGAAACUGGCAUCCAGUGAACCCAGGAUACACUACAGCACUAACGGCAGCAACGGUGCCGAGUCACAGGAGGAGCCGGUGUACGAGAGCCUGGAGGAGUUUCAUGUGUUCGUUCUUGCUCAUGUGCUCCGCAGGCCGAUAGUGGUGGUGGCUGACACCAUGCUGCGGGACUCUGGGGGAGAAGCUUUUGCACCAAUCCCAUUUGGAGGGAUUUACCUGCCCCUAGAAGUACCAGCCAACAAGUGCCACCGCUCCCCUCUCGUUCUGGCAUAUGACCAGGCCCAUUUCUCUGCCCUGGUCUCAAUGGAGCAGAAAGACAGUUCCAAAGAACAAGUGGUGAUCCCUCUGACGGACUCGGAUCAUAAGAUGCUGCCUUUGCACUUUGCUGUGGAUCCUGGAGAAGACUGGGAAUGGGGCAAAGAUGACAACGAUAAUGUGAUGCUGGCAAGUGUAACCUUAUCUCUGGAGGCCAAGCUCCAUCUGCUGCAUAGCUACAUGACUGUCACCUGGCUUCCUCUACCCUGUGAGGUACAGCAGGCCCCAUUGGCCCAGCCAGAGUCACCUACAGCAUCUGCAGGAGAGGAUGCCCGCACCCCGCCAGACUCUGGAGAAUCCGAUAAGGAGUCCGUCAGCAGCAGUUCCAAUGGCAAUGGAGACAGCAGCACUACUGGAACCAGUGGCACAACAGGCAAAACAAGUGGUGGAUCUUCCAGCUCCUCUAGUUCAUCCAGUAACAGUUCAGCAGGGACAACUGGCACAAUUGGAAAGGAGAAGGGAAAGAAAGACAAAGAAAAGGAUAAGGACAAAAAACGUGCAGACUCCGUUGCCAACAAGCUGGGUAGCUUUGGCAAGAGCUUGGGCAGUAAGCUGAAAAAGAAUGUGGGAGGCCUGAUGACGGGAAAGAAUACAAGUGGAAGUGGAUUCAAACAGGAGGGUCAAGAGAAGAAGAAAGGCUCUCUGAGAGGUCGUAAGGGCAGUAAGGACAGCUCUCCCUCCAUUCAAACCGGCUCUGAGGACUCUGGGAAAGGUUCACCCUCCUCAACCAGCGAGCGACAAAAUGGAAGCUACUCUUCUGAAGGUGACCCUUUUAAGUACAGCUCGGAUGUGAAAGUGAGUCUCAGCAUCCUCCGAUCCGCUAUGCAAGGCGAAAGGAAGUACAUCUUCGCUGCGCUACUCACUACAAGCAACCGGCAGCCGUUUCAGGAGGAAAUGAUCCAACGCUACCUGGUUGACGCCGAGGAGCGCUUCCGUGCCGAACAGGAACAGAGAAGGGAAGCUGAGCGGAAAGUGGCAGGAGGUCUCGCAACGACUGCUGGGUCUCAACUAAAAAAGGACGGGCCUGAGCUGAGUUACAGAAGUUUUGAAAGCAAAGAGGAAGUCAUUGAUAAUUCACCUCCUACUUUUAACGCUUUGAAGUCAUCGUCUUUCAGCCCAGUGAUGUACUCCGGUGUGGUCCCAAUACCCAGGCCCACCUUCAUUGACCAUUCUCCUACCCCACUCACGCAGCAUCUCAAUAUACAUGGUUAUUUGGAUACACGACGGCAGCUGGCAGGAGGUUCGCCGUCUUCUUACCCGGGCCUACCAUCCUAUGCUACCUUGCCCCGGCACUGCCCCCUAGCACAGGGCCCGCCCCAUACCCAGUACCACCCUCCCUCCACCAGUUUGGGCAGCCCAGCCCGUAUCAUCAGCCCCUGCCUGACGUCUUUUCCCCAAGAGCAUGACCCAAUUGAUUACCCAACCGAACCUGCUGGAGGCUACACGAAUGGCUUACGGGACUCACGUUUCACUUUAGACAGUCGCAACGGGCCGAUGCCCGUCAGGCAUUACUCUUUAGGCAGUGCGGGUGGCCUCGCCAACCUGCAGUCCAGCAAAUGCCGAACGCCUACGUGCAAUUACUACGGCCACCCCGAGACGGGCCAUUACUGCUCGUACUGCUACAGAGAGGAGCUGAAGAGACGGGAAACGGAGCCGGCCAUCCACAGGUUUUGAAUGGACAAUCUCUGUCCGGUUUCUCUCCUAUAGGACACAUUGGAGCCCGCCGUGUGAGCCACAUCAUAUCCUGUUUGCGUGGAUCUUGCUUUAAGACAUAAGUUCGGCCUUUCUGAACCAGGUUACUGAGACUCGGCGCCCACAAUGAAUGGCCAUUGUGGGAAUAGGACUGCUGUUGUGUUACAUUUGCUGUGGCUCAUAGGCAGGAGCUUUAAGCUCCGCCCACAUUUGCUUGACGUGGUCAUCCUCUUUCCUGUCUCCUUGUCUCCUCCUAGUGGCGAGAAUGUAGAGCACAGGCAAUAGACAUUGGAGCACAAUGUGCUAAGUUGCAUCACACGAACACACCGCAUACUCCAAAAUACAUGUUAAGCACAACCAGAAAAUGCAUAUUUAUAUCAGCUGCGUUUGUAUGCAUAAUAAUAGACAUUUCAUGUAGGAUUUCAGCUGCAAUCAAUGUAAGACUUGCCAUAUUGAGAGUGUAAGGCAAAAACACACUGUUAACUUCAAGUGAGUGUUAUCUGCAUUGGCCCAACGCUACAAUAAUUUAACUUGCACCCCUUUGGAAGCCAUACCCGACUGGCUUGAAUUAGCUAAAAUGGUGCUUUCUCGCUUCUAAGAUGUUCAACUUAUGGAGCUAAACCUUGAUAGCCAAAGGUUUCGCUUUGGGUCUUCACAUGUCCAUAUUAAAAAAAUCAGUCGUUUACGUUCUACUAAGUGUUUCUACAACAUUUAAAAGUGCAAAACCUUUAAAAUUAGCGCAAAAAAGGAAGGAAAUCAGAUGUUAUUUUUCGAAAAUGGUACAUCAUGCGGAAGAGUUAUGUUAAUAAAUGAGUUCUAGGUACUCGCAGGUCAAAGGGGGCUGAUGUUGAAACAAUUUCUGACCCCUUCAAAUGUUAUUGGCUUAAAUGUUAAUGAUCGAUCGCCCCCAGAGCAGUCACUGCACCAAAUCAAGCACUUUUCUCAUGUCCAGAGGUUGUGCGUGUGGGUUUCAGACGUGACAAUGAAUAGACUGUUAUGUUGUUGUGCUUCUAGUCUGGCAUUUCGCUCCAUUCUGGAGGGAGAACUUGCAGUUCCACUCGCGUGGAAUGUGGAUGUCAGGGUUCGGCUGUAGGUGCCACUUUUGUGCGCAAGCUCACUUGUUUCCUAGUUGCCUUUUCAGUCUUAGUUCAGGGGGAUUGUUGAACUGAAUUUCUACUUCUGUUUGGUUUUGGAUUCGCAGUGCUGAUUAUAGUGUUGUCGAUAUUUGUGGACUUGGAGGGAUGCUAGCGGAUCUCUCUGUAUCUCAAUUACACGAUGCAUGGUGCAUCGAGAUCAAAUCCAAUUACACUGUUAACAGAAAUUAAAGCCUCCGAUAAAGCCAGUUAGUUGUACAAGUCAGCCAGAAACUAAAAUACUGUUAUUAACUCAGCCUUACACUCUGUUCUAAACCUGUAUGAUUGGCAAAUACAAAAGUAGAUUGUUCUUUUCCAUACAACGGAAGUAAAUGUGGACCAAUCGCUUAAUGUGAGUAAUAGACCAGAAGUCAUUAUUCACAGAAAGUCUUCUGCUCCAUCUCGCCUACUGACAAAUUUGACGCCAGUGAUGACAAACGCCAUUUGGCCCUUGUGUCUUAACUGAGCACAACAAGCCAAUGUGGAUGUGCAAAUGAGAUUUUGAGAGCUGCGUUGGAGGGCAAAACUGCUAAUAUAGCACACAUGCACGCUGAGUCAAACCAGUCUGUUACAUGUCAUCUACAUGUUACUAAUUUUGCUCUGUUAAAAUAUUUAGUGACUUGGAGCACAUGUCCCCAAUCGUUUCCAUUAUAUGGAAAAGAGCAGUCUGGACGUUCUGCUGGACAAAGCAGAAAGAAAGUCAUACAGGUUCAGAACGACAAGAGGGUUAAUGAAAUGACGAUGACAGGUUCUUCAUUUUCGGCUGAAUAUCCCUUUACCCUGUCUUUGCUCAUGUGAAAUGGGCGUUAUAGUACUGUAAGAGGAUGUUGCUGCUGUGAUCAUGUUCAUUUGAUGUGGGUAAGUGUUAGUGUGCUGCAUUGAUGGUAGAUGUAGAGUUGGUGUUGUAGUCGCAGUGAACCCCCUUCCGCUUCUCAGAUACUCAAUACAGAUCUAAUCAGUCAUAUGCAAAUAAUUGUAUAACUGUGUCAGCUCAAGGCCACAAUGUUCCCACAUUUGCAUUACUGAUUUGCACAAUUAAAUGUAUGCUAAGUUAAUAUCCUACCAAAAUUUUAACAUACCUCUUCUCUUCAUCUGGUAUCUCCCAUGCGUUUGAAGCUGUAAAUUCUCAGUUUAAAUUCACUUACGUUUUAAAGCACUAAAUUGUCUGUUAUCUCUGACAGAGUGAAGUUUUGCUGCAGAAUAAAAACCUGAAGGGUUGCUAGUUUUAUUUUUCACCCAAAGACAGCAAGAUAUUUUUGACAUGUUAUUCACUCUAUAACCAAUAGAUGGCAGACUUGUUUAGGUUUCUUUUUUGCUGUCACCUUUAUGUCUAAAUCAGUGCAUCCCAGUGACCUUUUGAGUCCCAUGGCUCACAUUUUCAUAGUGUAAAUAAGGGACAAAGAGUAUGCUGCUGCUGCUGCUUUUGGAUAAUUUUUUUUUUUUUUUUUCAUUUCAGUCCAGCACAUUUGAAUAUAAAUUGCGAUUGAUUGUUUUUUUUGUUUGUUUUUUUUCUGUCUUGCGUAAGGCAUACACCAUUUACCCAGAUUUCCACUCUGCUAAGUCGCAAAGAAGGAAUUCAGCGUGUGAGCUUGUGUUUGCGUGUGCGCGUCUGGUGAAUUGUGCUUUUGCAAACCUAUUGCAGCUUCAAGGCACAAACAAGAGGAAAUUGUCAGUGAAAUGACAACUACUCUCCGUAGGAGUUUAUGUUCUCCUUCCAAUGUACUCGUCGCUUGCGUUUAACGGAUCCAGUUAUUUAACGAAUGGAAAGCUCAUUCACUCACCCCGAGCGUUGGACUUCAAUAAGAGUGCAGACAUUUUUGUAUUAUGAAAUAAAACUGUUGUAUAAAUACGUUCAAGUUAUUUUUGUAAAUCAAACGCAGUUUUACAGUGUUUUUUAAAGAUACGAAUGUAUGCUAUAGGACCGUACCCUGAUUGGUGGUGGAGUCAGUAUUCUGGAGUGUACGGCAAUGGCUGACAAGAGAAGCCUCUUAAAUCCGAGUGUUUCUUGUGAACAAACUAAUUUCUCCAUCAGUGGUCUGACAAGGUAUGAUUUGAAAAUAUAUAUUUGUAGUAAGAUUUUUCAAAAAGUUUGGGAUGUUUAGUUCUGAAACUAGGAUGUUCUUUCUUACGUGGCUAGUUGUCAAACAGACGGGCCUCCUGAAGAUUCCUAAUUUUGAUUUCUAUUUUAAAGCGAAUUAUGAUACUUAAUCGAAUUUUGAGUACAUUUUUUAAUGAUGGUGGUGGCGUCCACCACCAUCAGUUUUCACACACUAAAUUCUCUUAUUUAAUACAGUGGGCUUUGUUUUGUUAUGAUGUAGCUUACUAUUUUUAUAUGGUAUGUUUUCAUGGAUGUGACAGAGCUACAGUCAUCAGCAUUCUCAAAUUUGCAUGAGACUGAAACUGUUGCAUGUACAGAACUGGCAGAUGCAAUUUAUCUACUCAUAUUUGUGCAUUACUUCUGGCUAAUUGGGCAAUUUGUGUUUGUUUUCAGCUGUUUUACCUUUCUCCUUGUUUGAGAGGUGACCCCAGGCUGUGUGACAGUGCAAUCUAGGUGGAAAGAACAUCUGAUUUUUAUGUUAGUUUUAUUUUGUUUUUGUUUUUUGUUUUUUUUUUUUUUUUGCACCGUUUUAAUAAAAUUCUCAUUGUAUUUAAACAGUUGUUUGUAUUGAUUUUAUGUUGCACCCUCAUUCUCUACAUUUAACUAUAUGGAGGCUUCAUAAUAGCAAACAUAUUGUAUUUUCACAGUGACACAAGAGCUUUCAGCUGCAUAUACAAGGUUAUUCCCACAGUUAUGGAAAUUUUACGAUUUUAGUGGGGAUUAAAGAAAUAGCAGAGCCAAAUAGGAAAAUUUGCUGAAAAUGUACUCACCCUCAGUCCAUGUAAGAUGUAGAUGAGUUUGUUUCUUCAUCAGAACAGAUUUGAGGAAUUUAGCAUUACAUUACUUGCUAAGCAAUGGAUCUUCUGCAGUGAAUGGGUGCCGUCAGAAUGAGAGUCCAAACAGCUGAUAAAAACAUCACAAUAAUCCACACAUCUUCAGUCCAUAAAUUAAUGUCUUGUGAAGUGAAAAAGUGGUAUGUUUGUAAUAAACAACUGAGAUGAGUAAUUUUUUUUAUUUAUUUACUUUUUAUUUAUUUUUUUGGUAAACUGUUCUGUGAGUAAAGUCUUAUUUUGCAAAAAAUAAAAAUG